CGCCGGCGUCAUGUGACCGCGCUCUCGCUGCUGCUGCUGCUGAGUGCCAGGCGCCUGAGCCUUCUGAGAAGCAGGCGGACGGAGGAAGGAAAGGACGAACGGAGGAGGCUUCGAGUGAGGAGGGAAAGAAAGCCCUCAGGUUUCCCCCACACACACAAGGCGACGAGCAGAUACAAGGGAAAGCAGGGCCACCCGGACUGCAGGAGCCACUUUUCCGCCUACUGCUGGAGAAAGUUUCCCAAAAAGCACAGUUACCCAGAAAAUACUUGCAUGUAAUAUACAAGAUAAUCUCUUGGGUUGGCAAAGCUGGGCAUAACAACAGGAGCUCACACCGCUCACUGGAUUCGAACCGUCAACCUUUCGGUCAGCGAUUUCAGCAGCUCAGCGGUUUAACUCGCUGUGCCACCAGGGGGCCCUUGUUCAUACAUAAUCCUAAAUCAGGAAUUAUCACAAGAUCUGAGCAACAUUACCACAAAUAGAGUUGGCUGAGAAGAUGCUAAUGUUUGACCCAGUACCUAUCAAACAAGAAGCAAUGGAACCAGUUCCAGUGUCAUUCAAUUCUAGUUACAUGGAUCACAUGAAAGCCAACAAAUACAGUGUCAUUUAUUCAACGCCGAAUAUGAUGCACAAUAAAUUCUAUCAGUUUCCAGAAGAAUUGUGCAAUGGAGUUCAGCUUGAGCCCGUUGAUCUCACAGUGAACAAGCCACCUUCAGCCGGAAGUUCUCCUUCUCCCCUGAAAUUCCAGAAUUCACACAGGAUAGCCUCACCUGGAUUAAAUCUGCCUUCACCCAGCCCUCCAAUGAAGAAAUUGACGCCACCAGGAAUACAGCCUUUCCCUAUGCCAUUAACUAUUCCUCCAGUAAUGGCAGCUCUUUCACGCCAUGGACUUCGAAGCCCUGGGCUACUUCCAGUUAUACAGCCAGUUGUAGUACAACCUGUCCCUUUUAUGUACGCCCCUCACCUACAACAGCCUCUUAUGGUAUCCACAGUCCUUUCAGAAGAGUUGGAAAGUCCAAGUAGUGUGCCAGUCUCUGUAAUUGAGUCUUAUGAGAAACAAGCACUAAAGAAAUCUAUCAAGGUAGAACCAGGUCUGGAAUCACCUAGGAAUGACUACUACACCGAACAAAUGUCCCCUCCAUUGAUGACUUCAUUGUCACCCCCUCAAGCAAUGUUUCAAGAGAAUCACCCUUCAGUUAUAGUUCAGCCUGGUAAGAGGCCAUUACCUGUGGAAUCUCCUGACACACAAAGGAAGCGUAGGAUACACCGAUGUGAUUAUGAAGGCUGCAACAAAGUUUACACUAAAAGCUCCCAUUUAAAAGCACACAGAAGGACGCAUACAGGGGAAAAGCCUUACAAAUGCACUUGGGAAGGUUGCACAUGGAAAUUUGCUCGAUCUGAUGAACUAACGCGACAUUUCCGAAAGCACACGGGAGUCAAGCCAUUCCAGUGCCCAGACUGUGACCGUAGCUUCUCUCGCUCCGACCAUCUUGCCCUUCAUAGGAAGCGCCACAUGCUAGUCUGAAUCUCUCUUCGUCCAGUUUUCUUCGUGUUUCCUUUCUUCUUAUUUUUACCUUGUUCAUAUUAACUUAGAUUCAGCUGGCCUGAAUCUCUGGAUUUUAUUGCCGAAAAAUCUUCCCAAUGGCCAGUAAAAGAUGUUUGCUGGACCCUUAUUUGCCCUUGUCACGGGUCAGACCUAAAGAAUGUGAACAUUUUUCCUUCUCCUGGGGAUGCUAAGCAAACCCUACCUGCCAGCAAAUCAAUUAAAAUUUCUGUGAUCAAGCUGGUUAACUUUGCCAUUCAAUCAGCCAGUAGAUACUGAUCAUUUGGUUGCUGUUGUUGGAAAUCCAGCCUGCUAGUCCUUGCCAGAGACUUUGUGUGCCCUUUAAAGGUUACACAUCUCCUUUUUAUGCUCAGCAAUGCAAUAAAUGGACCCUUUCUGAUGUGGUUGGUGAUAGAAGCUUGUUCACAAGACACUUUUUGGAUUUUUUUUUAAUUCUCAACAUGAGAGUGAAUGAAAAAUUCUUGACUGAUGGGUGGCUGUUCUCAACAGAAAUGUUGUCAAUGUCUCAUGUUGUACAUCCUAACCAGCAUUGCCUCUUUUGUGUGAUGUGUAAAAUGCUAGCUUGUGUUUGCCUGGAUAUCUUGCCUCAGUAGUUUUGUUAAGCAAACACGUUCACAUAUUGUAAGGUUUUGUGUGCAACUGUAUGAAUGGAGCAUACAUGGUACUGCUAUGAUGUGGCAUUCAACGAUACAUGCAAUAAUCUACCUCACUGAAGAGGUGUGGUAGGCCUGUUCUUCUCUCAUCACUCCUCUGCAUUUCCUGUUGACUAGAAAACCUCUGGCCCUUGCCUGUCGUAGAAUAAGCAGCCACAUCUGUAAAAUGAAAUCUGUCAGCUCACUGCUAGAAAUUAAAAUUGGGGAUCCUACCAUGUACACAAGAGAAAUGACACAAGGAAGAAAAUAUCUUUGCUGAUGCGCCUCUGUACAAUAUCACGCACACAAAAGGUGCAUCUUCCCCCCGAUAAGUUUUGCUGGCCAAACACAACAAAAAAGCUUCACGGAUUUCUAUAAAUAUUUUGUUGCACAAUUCCUUCAUUUCCAGUAUUGGACAAAAACACUAAGAUUCACAUAAUUAAAAAGUCAAACCUGGUUGAUAUUAUUCUUAUUAUUUUAAGAAGCUAUUGUUUUUAAGGGGAUAGCAUUCUGUUCACCAUCAGGCUUUUUCCUUUGUAAACUUUGCAGUCCUUUUAAAAUAUUGGAACUUUGGGUUUUCAUGUUUUGAAAGAAUUAAGUAAAUAGAAGCAGCGAGAAUAAUUAAUAAACAAGAGAGAAAAGGACAUAAGAAUGUACUAGGAAACACUUGUAAUGAUCUGCUAUAAUCACAUACAUUUCAGGUAAACAGCCAUUCAGGCGCAACAUGGUUUAUUCUCCAUUUUUAAGAUAAUGUCUGUUCAUACUGUUCCAUAAAUUGAGUUGGACUUCAAUGGUUCAUGUUUAUACAUUAUUUUCCAGCACUUUUUGUACUCCUGCGUCCUCUCCCCUCACCUCUUUCUAUCUAUCUAUGGUACUACUUAACUCUUUCCUGUGAAAAUUACUGAAACAUAGAACUCCUUAACUUUGGUUGAAUCAAGCCUAAUUUGGGUACCAAACACUUGCCUGAAUAAAAUUUAAUCCAGGCAAGUUUGAAACAAUUUAAAUUGCCUUCCUUCCAAGAAAGUGUUCAAAUUUAGCUCUCCUGAAGGAAAAGAAUGCACAGUUGAUGUCAAAAGUUUGGAGUGAAUAAAUUGUCCCUUUGGAGCAGGCUGUUGGAUCUGUUAAAUGCAUGGUUUGACAAUGCAAAUAUGCAAUAUUCUGUAUAAGAUUCAUCUGGGUUUCUCAAACUGCUCCUCCAGAUGUUCUGAACUUCAACUCCCAGAAAUCUUACCAGAUGUUGGGAAUUGUGGGAGGUGAAGUCCAAAAACAUCUGGAGGAACACAGUUUGAGAAACUCUGUUUUACAUCUUGGUACCAGGGGAAGAAUGAAGGUGAGGCACUUUCCUAGUAAUUUUCGUAGGAAAUUAGCAAAAUAGUCCUUUUUUCAAUUAUAUUUAAACUCAAACUUAAUCACAUCUUUACUUUGUUAAACAUUUAGGUGUUUUGGGUUUUCUGUGCUCUAGAAAUUAAAUAGACAAAACAAAGGAGCCAUGGCAUAACUCGGUCUAGUCAGUAAUAUGAGUAUGUAUGUGGCCAUUUCAUAAUCAAAUCUUGAAAGAAUUGGGAAUUUUAAAGAUCAGCCAUCAAUCCUAAAAAAAUCUUUAUCAGAAUUAUGGCAUGUCUUGCCUUUCUAAUGCCAGUUUAAACAAGAAAUGACUGCAACAUCUUCUAUCACACAGUAAAAAGAGCAAAAAAUCUGUUUUACUUUCUCUAGCAUGGCCAAGUAAGAUCUGGAAAAUACAUUAUUUUAUGUUGUGUUGAUAGUCUUGCACUGUGUUGCUAACAUGGAAAAAUCUGAAUUGAGAAACUUAAAAAGAGCUUUCUAUGUGUCAGCAGCUUAGGACUGGGAAGUAGAGGGAACCAUGCCAGGACAUUAACCCGAGUGCUUUGAAUCCCUCUAAAAUUAAAUGGGAAAUACUUUUUGAACCAAAAACACAUGAAAGAAAGAAAAAAAACCAACAGAGAGAGGACAAGGCCCCAUGAAAUAGAACCUGCCAAUCCUCUAUACUUACUAUAUCUAAGAGGUUAUAUGGCAUACAUCUAGCCUCAUUAGGCUUAUGAUGUCAUUAAUUUCUAUUACAAUGAGAGUGAGAGCUACCACUUUAUGAGUGCCUCAGAUUUUGUAAAAAUUCAGAUACGUGUUUAAAACAUUGGUGAUGCUGCUAGUUUUCUUUCAUAAAAAUGUUUCUGAACAGUGUUUAAUUCUUCCCCUCAACGUUUAUCUGGGGAUAAAUAGUUCAACAGUUUAACAUAGAAUGUAUGCCGAAAAGUGCCAGAAGACAAUGUUGCCUUCAAAUUCCAAGUUGCUAGUAUUGUUUCAUCUGUUGUUUUAAAACCCAAGAAAGAAAUUGUGUUAUUAAUCCCACACCAAUUUGUAUUCCAUCUUAUUCUCCUAAAGCAAACACAAUUACAUUAUUUUCAUGUAUAUGCAUAGAUGUUGCUGUCCUGUUUUAGAGCAAUUAUGUUUUAAGAUACGAUUAUGCAUCAUAAGUACAUAUAUGGAAGAGCAGUUAUGGCUAGAAUUUGAAGAAUUGCUUAAAUUUGUUGAAGAUGCUGUAGAGGUGGUGAGAUUUUUUUAACUUCUCCUGGGAAUAUCCUGUUGUCUAGCAUUAGUUUAAUAAACCGGGAGUGACUGAUCCAUUGCAACCCAUUGCAACCAUUGCAACCCAUUGCAAGCAUUGCAACCCAUUGCAACCCAUUGCAACCCAGACCAUUUCUUUUACACCCGUCAGCUUCAGAAAAGCUUUAACAUGUAUUUGGGGUGUGAAAGGGUUGCUAUUUGGGAAGAACAGGUACAAAAUCGUUGAAUCUAUGGUGGUAGCAGGAAUGUAUUUUGAGUCUUGGCCAGAGACUAUGAGGUUAUCCUUCAGAUGGAAGAUGUUUGCUAAGUUAGGGGAGGAACCUUUAGAUUCAACUCUGUAUCUACAUGAAAGUAAGAUUGAGAAUUCCUAAAUUCCCUUCUGUUGAAUUAAAUAAGGAAAGAUAACAGUCCAUGCCUCGAGAAGAGUAAAAAUGCCCAGUAGGAGGACUACUUAAUAUGAUAAUACAGUAGAGUCUCACUUACCCAACAUAAACGGGCUGGCAAAACAUUAGAUAAGCGGAAUGUUGGAUAAUAAGGAUCAAAGAAAAGCCUAUUAAAUGUCAAAUUAUGUUAUGAUUUUACAAAUUAAGCACCAAAACAUCAUAUUUUACAACAAAUCAACAGUAAAAGCAGUUUAAUACACAAUAACAUUAGGUAGUAAUUACUGUAUUUACGAAUUUGGAUAAUACAGAACGUUGGGUGAGCGAAGGUUGGAUAAACGAGACUCUACUGUAGUGAGAUUCACAGCAUGUAACAGCAUUUCAGGAAGUUGGAAAGUGACUCCGCUGCCAUUUUAGUCACAAUCCUUAAAACAGAAUCAUUUGAGUGCAAUAGGUAGCUUAACCAGGAAAUUGUCUCCUUCCUGAAAUCUAGCCCAGAUUUUAGCACAUGCCUUGAAUGUUCUAGGAAAGGGAAAGCAACCGCAUGGCAAUACUUGUCAUACUGAACGCUUGGGAAGCCAGUGCUUCCACUCUAAUAGGACUUUCAGGACAAUAUAUCUGCUACAUAGUUGCUGCUACCACUUCAAUGCUACUGUUGGAAGUGGAAUGUGCCUCUUGCCAAGUGAGAAAGGCUCUUUGCAUGCAGCCCAUCCCCUAAGAAUAGUUAUGCUUUUAACCAAUCCAUGCACACAUACAGUGUUGCGCUGCAUAUGAUGCCACCUUUAGGAUACCGCUUUGUGGAGGAUGUUGUGCUGAAGAGCAUUCCCUGAUGGACUACUCUUUUUCCAUGCAGAGUGAAGCUGACAUGUUUGUAAUGUGGUUUUAAUUAUGCACAAUCUGUUAAACAGAGAGAGAGAACAAUGCAGAAUCUUAUUCCUAUUUAGUUUCCAGGCUUAGCAAGGUGUACUUGACUGCAAAUCAUUUCCUCUUAAACAGAAUUGCAAAAGCAAAACAGGAAAAAAACCAAGUAUUUUACACGUUUUUUUUGAAAAAGGCUAUAAUUCCCAUUGUGUUUUAUAAAUAUUAGCACUUUCUUGCUAUUUAUAUAUUUUAAAUGUUAUACAGUCAAAGUAAUCUUCCUGCUUAGCAUUUCCCUACGUCUUCACCUGCAAAUGUAGCAGGAAUAUUACAUUUACUUUAAUACUUGUAUAAAACUAUGCAGAAUUUAAAAAAUAAAAUGUAAUAUAUUUUAUAAGCUAAUAAUAAUUGGGUAAUUAAUGGUUUCUAGCAUGCAUUCCUAUCAUUUGCCGAUACUGAAACAUUUUGGUAAUCUUUCUCACUAAAGAUGUGAAUGUUUUUAUGUACCUUCACUAUUUCUACUUUUGGUAGUCCAAUGGGAAUUCAGUAAUGACAUUUUGUCAUGUCAAACUGUGAACAUAAAUUUGUACUGUACAGUCCUCAUAUGUUAUAUAUACCAUGCUAUAUGUAUUGUUAAUAAAACAAAACAGAUACUAAAUGUAAA
Anolis sagrei ordinatus is the source of this 6675-nucleotide messenger RNA. RefSeq names its product KLF transcription factor 3 (gene KLF3). NCBI's taxonomy places the organism in Eukaryota, Metazoa, Chordata, Lepidosauria, Squamata, Anolidae. The record is from RefSeq and is a predicted model, not a curated record. Gene Ontology annotation, molecular function: DNA-binding transcription factor activity, RNA polymerase II-specific; RNA polymerase II cis-regulatory region sequence-specific DNA binding. Gene Ontology annotation, biological process: regulation of transcription by RNA polymerase II.